Hordeum vulgare subsp. vulgare (domesticated barley) is the source of this 1846-nucleotide messenger RNA. Its product is annotated as GATA transcription factor 12-like. The transcript is spliced from 2 exons. Gene Ontology annotation, cellular component: nucleus. Gene Ontology annotation, biological process: positive regulation of DNA-templated transcription. The record is from RefSeq and is a predicted model, not a curated record. Gene Ontology annotation, molecular function: zinc ion binding; sequence-specific DNA binding. NCBI's taxonomy places the organism in Eukaryota, Viridiplantae, Streptophyta, Magnoliopsida, Poales, Poaceae. Bases 256 to 1389 code for a protein of 377 amino acids.
AGGAGAGAGUGGCUGUGGCUGUGGCUUUGGCUUUAUUUACUCCUAAAGAAUCGUUCAGCCGAGCUUGACCUCUCCUGCCCCACUCUCCAACGCCUCCCGUCCCGAUUAAACCCUACUCUCUCUCUCCGCCUCGCGUCUUUUCCGCCCCCCUCCCUCUGGAAAACAAUCCCGGGGCCGACGGCCGGAAGGAAAUCCGUAGAAUUCGUCCGGGGAUCUUCGUUUUUUUUUUGUUUUCCCUUGCGCGGAGGGAUUUUGAUGGAGGUGGCGGCGGCCGAGUGCGCGGGCGGCGGCCUGCGGGAGGUCAAGAAGGAGGCCGCCGCCGCCGGCGACGUGUUCCUCGUCGACGACCUCCUCGACCUGCCCUGCGACGACGACGGGGAGGAGGAGGACGAGGCGGCGGGGUUCGCCGACGGGGCCGACUGCAGCGCCGGCGGCGCCGGCAACGCGUCGGCCGACUCCUCCACCGUCACCGCCGUCGACAGCUGCAGCAACUCCCUCUCCGGCGGCCUCGCCGACGGCGACUUCUCCGGCGGCCUCUGCGAGCCGUACGACCAGUUGGCGGAGCUGGAAUGGCUGUCCAACUACAUGGGCGACGACAACUUCCCCACCGAGGACCUCCGCAAGCUGCAGCUCAUCUCCGGCAUCCCCUCGGCGUCCUCCCAGACGGCGCCCAAGGCCGCGGCGCCGGUGCAGCCUUGUGGCGGCGGCGGUGUGGCCUUGUGGCGCUCGGAGGCUCAGGCGGGGCAGGUGGCUGUUCCGGGCAAGGCGCGCAGCAAGCGGUCCCGCGUGGCGCCGUGCAACUGGUCCUCCCGCCUGCUCGUGCUCCCGCCGGCGCCGGCCUCGCCGCCCUCCCCGGCGUCCGCGGUCAUCUCGCCGUCCGAGUCCGGCACGGCCUUCCCGCUCUUCCCGAACAAGAAGCCCGCCAAGUCGUCCAAGAAGAAGGAGGCGCCGGCCGCCCCCGCCAUGACCGCCGCGGAGGCCGCGGCCGCGGAGGGGAGGCGGUGCCUGCACUGCGAGACCGACAAGACGCCGCAGUGGAGGACGGGGCCGCUGGGGCCCAAGACGCUGUGCAACGCGUGCGGGGUGCGGUACAAGUCCGGGCGGCUGGUGCCGGAGUACCGGCCGGCGGCGAGCCCGACGUUCGUGCCGUCCAAGCACUCCAACUCGCACCGCAAGGUGGUGGAGCUGCGGCGCCAGAAGGACGCUCCGCCGACGCAGCAUCAGCUCCUGCACCAGCAGCCGCAGCAGCACCAGCUUGGGCAGGGCCUGGGGUUCCACGUGCCGAGCCCGCUGCUGUUCGACGGGCCGGCGGCGCCGCACCUGGGCGGCGGCGCGGAAGAGUUCCUCAUCCGCAACCGCAUAGGCCCCGACCACCGGCAGCUCAUCUAGCUUAGCUAGCUAGCUAGCGCGGCCCGCCUAGGAGGAGGAGGAUCGUUUCCUUAGACCAGCAGCAAUAAUUCAGCAAGAAGAAGAGCCAGCGGCAGUGCCCAGCCGAAACUUUUUUCUAGGAGUUGUUGUUUCUCCGGAUUUUAAUUUACCUUUUUUUUCCUGAGACCUGUAUGCUUGCUUGCUUGCUACACUCUCCGUGCUUCUCAGCUCUCGAGUUCCUUAGAAACUAAUCCUAGGGUGGAGUUUGUUUUCCUUCCUUCUCUCUUUUUUCCAUAGCCUUCUUUUCUUUUUGCCCUUGCAUAGAUUUUCUUUUUCAUCUUCAUUUCUUGUAACGCAGUGCAGGGUUCAUAGCCUAGAACAAGAGGGAGUAGACAACAACAACAAGUAGCACUAGCAAGCAUUGUUAAGUUAAAAGCUAUACUACUGCUCACUGCUGAUUUUCUUUCCUUGUUUCAAA